CUGGCAACCCGAACAAGAGAAAGAGGAGACUACUCUGUGGAACGGCGACACAGGAGUCAAGUAAUAGACCUGAAUUGCCUGUGUAUUUCGGAAGCGGUCGCUAGACUUUAUUGAAGCUCUAUUUAAUCUCGAACCACUUUUUCUGGCACGGAUACGAUUUCCUUGGAAAGUUUGGAUUUUUUUCCCCCCGUUUGUUUUAUUUCGUUUUCGGUCACUGGUAUAUUGGACUGUGCGUUAAAUUCGGGAUGAGCACCAGUGAGGGUCUGUUUUUCUCGGCUUUGCAGCCACACACAGCCGUGAGCACAUACGCCGUACCGAAUGACCGAGACCUCACCGCGGACCGGCAGUCCAGGGAGAAGCGCGUGCAGCAGCAGGUCCAACAAAGGCUCGCGGAAAAAGCGUCAACAGAGUAUAGUGGCAUAUCCAUGACGAGGUACAACAGCCAAGGGACUGGAAUCAACUCUAAGACACUUAUGUUCAAUGGCAGCAGAAUAACAAACCCACGACUGCAUCAGGUUAGCGGAGGGUUCAGCUCACGCUCAGCUGUGGAAAUGGGCACGCAGCGCAAGGUCAGCAUUGGUACCCCUGUGCCUGCUGUUGUGGGCAACCCAUACAAAUAUUAUGAUGACACCUACAAUGAAGGGCAUCAUAUUGGCCAGGUAAAUCGAGUGGAGCAGGAAGUAUUGCAAGGGCAGCCUUCUCCCAGUGGCAACUGGGUAACUCAGGAGGGUAUGACAUCCUCGGAUCAGCGCUCCUACUAUGGCCAUAGCCCGUUGUCCAGUGUGUCACCUAUGAGACGGAGUCUCAGUGGUACGCUGGUGCAAGAUGCUGGUGGCAGAGGAUGGAAGGAGGCAGAGCUUGCUCCUCAGUAUUCUUCCAAAGGCCCAGCCCAUCGCACCCUAAUGCGCAUGAAUAACCGGCAGAUGCCGCACCAGAGGAUGGGCAACAGCACUAUUCAGUGGCAGCAGGCUGGGGGCAGCACUAUGAUGGCCGGAGGGCAGUAUCCUGGUAUGAUAAGGAGAACAGGAUCAAUGCACAGCUUGAAGAGUGUCGGCAGAGGGGUGGAUGUGUCUGAUGCAUUGACCAGUGGCAGGGAUAUUUCUGGAGGAAUCCACAGCCUGGACAUGACAACUGCAGUCAGCUAUCUCAGCUCAGCAGAUGUUGCCAUGCAAAUGCUUGGAGCCGCCUACAUUCAGCAUCAGUGUUACCAUAGCAAUGAAGCCAAGGACCUGGUACGAAAUCUGAAGGGGAUCCCUGCACUGGUGCAGCUAUACAGCAGUGAGAACCAGGAAGUGCAACGGUACGCUACAGGAGCCACACGCAACCUCAUUUACGAGAACAUGGAAAACAAAGCAGCGCUGAUCGAGGCCGGCGGUAUCAGCAAACUGGUUUCUGCAUUGAGAGAGCAGGAUGAUGAACUUCGCAAGAACGUUACAGGUAUUUUGUGGAACUUGUCGUCUAAGGACAGUUUGAAGGAGAAGUUGGCGAGGGAGAGUCUAGCUGAGCUGACAGAGCGAGUGCUGAUUCCUCUCUCAGGAGGUGGAGAGUGUGCAGUUAUCCAGCAAAGCCAGUCUGAAACGGACAUAUUCUACAACACUACAGGCUGUCUUAGAAACCUGAGCUCGGUGAAUGGGAGGACCAGGCAGCAGAUGAGAGACACUCGUGGCCUUGUUGACUCUCUCAUAGGAUACAUACAGAGCUCUCUGCAGGAGGGCAAGGCUGAGGACAAGGGUGUAGAGAACUGUGUGUGCGUCCUGAGAAACCUGUCUUUCCAGCUGUACGCUGAGAUCCCCACAUCAGUGCAGCAGCGUCUAGAGGGUCGGACACGAGCUCAGGAAAUACAUCGCAGAGACCCCAUCGGCUGCUUCACACCACAGAGCAAGAAGACAAAGGAUAAGAGGAACCACGAGCUGUCCACAUUGUCUGAGGUAGCUCGAGUACCAAAGGGGGCUGAGUGGCUUUGGCAUCCUCAGAUAGUUGGGUUGUAUAACCAAGUGCUGCAAAACUGCGAGAUGAACAAUGCUACCCGGGAAGCUGCAGCUGGAGCCUUACAGAACAUCACAGCAGGGGAUGGCCGGUGGGCAUCAGUGUUGAGUCGUGUAGCUCUGGAACAGGAGAGAAUGCUACCUGUGAUUCUGGAUCAGUUGAGAACCCCGACCGAAGCUGAGCUGAGGUCUCUCACCGGUCUGUUGAGGAAUCUGUCCCGGCACUCCAAGGACAAGGCAGAUAUGGCUACAAAAGUGGUGAAUGUCCUGGUGCCCAAGCUGCCUAGUGAUGGCCAUCAGAAAGAGCCAUCUAGCGAUGUGGUGGUCAACAUCUGUGGCAUUCUCAAUAACCUGGUCAUGGCAAGUUCAGUGGCUGCAAGAGAUGUGACUUACUUUGACGGAGUGCCCAAACUGGUUGGAAUCAAGACGUCUCAUGACAACAGCCCAGGGAAGGUGAAAGCAGCUAAGGCCGCCUCUACAGUGCUGUGUAACAUGUUUCAGUACAACAAGCUGCAUAAAGACUACAAGCAGAAGGGGUUCACGAGAAGAGACUUCACCGAUACGUUCUGAUUUAGUCAUCCUGAGAAAUACCGAGAAAUGUCUGGACCUGUUGUGAAACUUAACACGAAUAACCAAGCUCAGCAUGAAGGAAGACAUUCUGAGGAUACGCUUCUAAUCUGUGGACUGAGCUUGAGUGCUUUUUGUUUUAGCUCCUUCUUCCUCCCGAGUUUGAUUGCUGUGGAUUUCUGGGAAGGCGACUUGUUUUUAUUUUUUCCAGUGAAGUGGGAUAAAACUGGAAUGGAUUAGCACCAUUUCAUAAAAGGACUAAUGAACACUUUGGACUUUUUCUGCACACUCAAUUCAGCAGCACAAGCAUAUACCAUGAUAUAUAAACUGCCCGUGAAAAGAAUUGUCAUUCUAUGUCCAGUAGUCCUUUGUGUGUUUAAGUGUGAGUGAGCGUGUGUGUGUGUGUGUGGAUGUGUGUGUUAAUGCUUUUAUUUGUCAAACUCAGUGUUGAAAAUAUGCUAGAUGUUUUCCCCUGCUAUCUAUCAUGAACAUUUUUCAAUUGUUUUGGUUCACACAUUAUUUUCAAAUUUUUAUCAUUAUAGUAUUAUCAUUUUUUUUAAAAAAAAAAAUGUAAAUUCAGAUUUGUUUCCUGGAGUCAGAAAGAAAGAUUCAAGCAUUUUGGACUGGGACUGAAUCUCAAGAGACAAAUGUGUCUUAAUGGGGACGGGAUUUUAUGUUAAGCUUACACUCUAGAUCUCCUUUGUUAAACCUUUGGCCACAUGACUAACAUUUUCUUCCAAGCAUGCUGAGGUGCUUAGCAGAGUUAAAAAAAAAAACAAAAAAAAGGAGAAGAAGAAGGAUGUGGUGCCUAGUACAGUCAUGCACUUGGAUUUAAAACAAAAGAAAGGGUAUCUUAAAUCAAGUUUAUUUGCUCCUAAUGCUUGAUUUAUUGCUGUUGCUUUUUCUGUAUCACUCAAGCUGCAAGCUUUGCUGGUUGAUGUUUAAAGUUUAUUAAUCUACAAGAUUUGAGUGUUCUUUUAUUUUUGUCAGUGAAGGGUUUCCGGUUACAGUAACAAAUUACUAUUAGUGUAACAGAAUAGAUUGACUUAAAUACCGAAAUGAAGUGUUAUAUGAGAGGCGGCAACGGUACCUCGACUUUGACGUUCAUCUUAACACAUUAACCAAAGAUUUGGCGUCACGUUGCCCAUUAUUUUAAAAAAAUUACCCUGUUGUUUUCAGACAUCUAUAAUUAACAUCGUAAUCAUCUCAUAUAAAGAUAACUGAACAAAUGAAUCCGCACUACAUUAGUCCUGGUAAUAAUGUUUACUUUUGUUAGUGUUACUAAAAUUGUUUUAGCAUGUCCAUCAUUUCAUGUUUUAACUUUAAAAAAGUGUGUCUCUCUCACGCUCUCUCUCUGGCAUCAGUCUGCGUAUCAGGAGCACAUUGUUCCGGGUGAUAUUUUCCAAACACAUGGGAGGAUUUAAAGGUUAACAGGAUACACAUUUCUCUCACUAGGCAGUGACUAGACAGAUUGCCCUCCUCACAGUCUGUCUGCUGUAUGGGUGCAAAUGGUAAUAGCUGUAUGAAAGGGGUGUUUUGGAAAAACUGGUGGUAAAUAACAGAAGAUUGAGAAAUGUAAAAGGAACAGAUCAAAAACAGAUGUCAGGAAGCUGGUGGUCUUCAGCCAAAAAUGCUGACCUUGAGGCUUGGCUUGACCUUAUCUCAAAUGCUUAUUAUUAUCUUCUCACUGUGCAGGCCAUUGAGAGAGAAUGAGGGACAACGAGGGGUAGAAACAGAAAGGCAAAAAGGGAGUUACAUUGUGGAAAAUAGUGAGAUAAAUGGAUGGCAAAGAGUGUAAUACUAUGAAUCUAAAUUGCAAUAAACUCACUAACUUUUUUUCAGAA
Hemibagrus wyckioides is the source of this 4396-nucleotide messenger RNA. RefSeq names its product plakophilin 3b (gene pkp3b). Gene Ontology annotation, biological process: cell-cell junction assembly; cell-cell adhesion. The record is from RefSeq and is a predicted model, not a curated record. Gene Ontology annotation, molecular function: cadherin binding. Lineage: Eukaryota; Metazoa; Chordata; Actinopteri; Siluriformes; Bagridae. The coding region runs from base 246 to 2555 and encodes 769 amino acids. Gene Ontology annotation, cellular component: adherens junction; cytoplasm; nucleus. The transcript is spliced from 13 exons.